This is a messenger RNA of Penicillium manginii, 285 nucleotides long. RefSeq lists its product as uncharacterized. Bases 1 to 285 code for a protein of 94 amino acids. Lineage: Eukaryota; Fungi; Ascomycota; Eurotiomycetes; Eurotiales; Aspergillaceae. The transcript has a single exon. The record is from RefSeq and is a predicted model, not a curated record.
AUGGAUCCCAACCUACAAUCCGUCGAAUUAGUCUCACACGAUGAAAAAUCGGGCGAGACACGCCAAAUUCACGGCAAUGAGCUUGAGCUAGAAGCAACCUUCGACAUUUUCAAGGGCAACCUCCGUCUGGUGGAAAAAGUUCGCAAUCCAGAAAUCGGGCGCGAGACCCGACACAAAGAAGUUCUUUUCCUCAACCAGUCCAACAGCAGCUUCCUAAACUUGGAAGGAUUGAACGACAAUUCACUUCUCCUGUCCUUCAAGCCAGAUCCCCCCCAUGAAAGUUGA